Molecule: messenger RNA, 1949 nt
Organism: Marmota monax (woodchuck)
Lineage: Eukaryota; Metazoa; Chordata; Mammalia; Rodentia; Sciuridae
Gene: Pdgfa
Product: platelet derived growth factor subunit A
Biological process (GO): positive regulation of phosphatidylinositol 3-kinase/protein kinase B signal transduction; positive regulation of ERK1 and ERK2 cascade; positive regulation of cell migration
Cellular component (GO): membrane
Molecular function (GO): growth factor activity; platelet-derived growth factor receptor binding
Source: RefSeq, a predicted model, not a curated record
AUGUGGGUGGAGGUUCCUUUUUGGUGCCCAGGCUUCGGAUCCUGGGCGGGGGCGCGUGGCAGCCGCCAGGUGAGUGCCCCAGACGCGCCCUUAAGCCAGCCCCACCUCUCCCUAGAGACUCACUCCCCCUCCUUUUAUGGAGAGGGGGAAGGCAGGGGCCCUGGAUCCAGACGGUGGAAAGCGGCCGAGCGCCCGGGCGGGGGCCGGGCCGGCUCUCGUGCCCUUUUUGGCGCAGCAGCUCUGGGCGCUGCCCUCUGCUGCUGCUGGGGCCCGGGAGAGGCGAGCCGGCGGCGGCAGCGCUUCUGCGGCGGCCUCCUCCCCUCCCCGCCCGGUGCCGCAGGAUUGCAGCUGGCACUGGAGGGUGGGCAAGCUCGAGGGAGGGGCGCGCGGGGAACCCUGCCGCCUGUGCUCGGAGCCGGGCGCCGGGCUUUGAUGGAUUUGGCUGCCUGCGUGAACGCGAGUGUGCUCACUGCAGUGGCGGUGGCGGCCUGGCCCUGCCGGGUCCGCAAGACCCCCCGCACGCUUCCGAGGAGCCCGGCUGGAGCGCCCGCCCUGCGGCCUCGCCUCCCCGCCGAGCCGCCAGCGCCUCGGGACGCGAUGAGGACCUGGGCUUGCCUGCUGCUCCUCGGCUGCGGAUACCUCGCCCAUGCCCUGGCCGAGGAAGCUGAGAUCCCCCGCGAGCUGAUCGAGCGGCUGGCCCGUAGUGAGAUCCACAGCAUCCGCGACCUCCAGCGACUCCUGGAGAUAGACUCCGUAGGAGCCGAGGAUGCCUUGGGAACCAGCCUGAGAGCCCACCGGGCCCACGCCACCAAGCAUGCGCCCGAGAAGCGGCCUGUGCCCAUUCGGAGGAAAAGGAGCAUCGAGGAAGCCAUUCCUGCAGUCUGCAAGACCAGGACGGUCAUUUACGAGAUACCUCGGAGCCAGGUGGACCCCACCUCUGCCAACUUCCUGAUCUGGCCGCCGUGCGUGGAGGUGAAGCGCUGCACCGGCUGCUGCAACACGAGCAGUGUCAAGUGCCAGCCCUCGCGGGUCCACCACCGGAGCGUCAAGGUGGCCAAGGUGGAAUACGUCAGGAAGAAGCCGCGGUUGAAAGAGGUCCAGGUGAGGCUGGAGGAGCACUUGGAGUGUGCGUGCGCACCCUCCAGCCUGAGUCCAGACCACCGGGAAGAGGAGACCGAUGUGAGGUGAGGAUCAACAGCAGCCCUCUCCUGGGACACGGAUGUACAUGGCGUGUUACAUUCCUGAACCUACUAUGUACGGUGCUUUAUUGCCGGCGUGCGGUCUUUGUUCUCCUCCGUGAAAAACUGUGUCCAAGAGCACUCUGGAGAACAAAGAGACAGUGUACAUUUGUUCAGUGUGACAGCAAAGCAAGUAUUGUAGCACUCGGAGAAACUGUAAGCUUCCUUGUCAGAGAGAGAGAGAGAGAGAGACAGAGAGAGAGAGAAAAAAAACAAACCACAAAACACGACAAAAAACAAAAACAAAACAAAAACAAAAAACGGGACUCCAAAACAUCUAAGCCUUCGGCGGAAGGGCCGCCCCGCGCGGGGUGAAGUGCAGUGGGCUCGCGGUGAAGCGCAGUGGGCUCGCGGGUGGAUCUGUGUGGGCCGCGGUGCUUUUGCUGAGUCGGAGCCUGGUGUGGAGAAGCCAGGCUUGGAUCACCACGUGGACACCCCCUCGCUGCAGCACUCCAGUCUGUGGGACCCUCCUGGGAGCCUUAAUGGGUUUUUUUUUUACACCGUAAAGUUACGGAGCUUUCCUUUUUACUCUUUGCCUAGCUUUCCCACCCCUCCCCCCCAACCUUUUUUUAAUUAUCUCUUGGAUGACAUUUACGCCGAUAACACACGAGGCUGCUGUAACUGUCAGGACAGAGCGACGGUAUUUUUCCUAGCAAGAUGCAAACUAAUGAGAUGUAUUAAAAUAAACGCGGUAUACCCACCUAUGCAUCA